Molecule: messenger RNA, 1007 nt
Organism: Umbelopsis ramanniana AG
Lineage: Eukaryota; Fungi; Mucoromycota; Umbelopsidomycetes; Umbelopsidales; Umbelopsidaceae
Exons: 4
Coding region: 410-1003 (197 amino acids)
Source: RefSeq, a predicted model, not a curated record
AAAAAAAUUCAAAUUGGCCGGUUAUGCUCUGGAGACGUUUACAUCCAUCGCAAAUAUUCCUUAUCCUAAAAAACCAAACCCAUUGAAAUAAAAACACAUUAGGAGAACACAAUGUAGAGAUCGAUUAACCCCCCUGUGUGGUUACCUACUCUCAGCUAUAUUUUGCGGCGAUGAAGUACAGUAGAUGAGAGUACCGAAAGUGGAUCGAUGAAAUGAUAAUAACUUUUCGUCCGAGCAUGCAGCAUAGGGAACCCACACCAGCAAUAGUAGACGGCCGCCACUUGCUGAGCGAUGGAUUGGCGCCCUGCAUGGGUGACUGAUUUUUUUAAAGCGGCGAAAGACUGGCUAAUGGAAAUAAACAUCCUUGGUGCUCACCACUUUCUGACCGACACAGCGUAGGCUGAGCGCUAUGAUGAAUGUAGCUAGCAUCCUCAAUGAUGUGCCCAAACCCAAGACGAGUGAAAAGAAGAACACUGUGUUGAACAUGGCUGCUCAACUCCAGUAUACCAUUGCAGCAGGCGUAAAACGGCCAAGACAGGAUGAUAGACCAGCGGCGGCCGUGCAGAUGGAUACUUCUGUAUAUCCAGUGAAACCGUCUUUACCACGCUCAACGUCAGAAACGCUCACGCCACAACAACUAGAGAACAUCAAAUGCCCUCGAUUUCUUCCAGCCAUCACACAUAAUCCUUCUAUCUGGCGACCUCAGCUUAUACUCCCUGACUCCAACGAUUCCAUACCGCUUGUGACUCGCGAAAUUUUGCACAAGAUGGGCGAUCCAAAGUUGUUAUUGGAGGAGACCUAUGAUGUACCUGGCGCUGUGCCGCGUAGUUUCUUUGUGGUCAUGGCACACCGUGGAAUUGCCCAUAGUUUUAUUUUCGAUUUUCCUGAUCAUGCUUGGUUCCAUGAUUUGGCUGGUUUACGCAAGAGUGCUUAUAUUGUCUUAAGAAGUGAACAAGGGGACCUUUGGGAACUUCAUUUGAAGCCAGCACGCGACAAAGCGUAAGUUG